Molecule: messenger RNA, 930 nt
Organism: Dentiscutata heterogama
Lineage: Eukaryota; Fungi; Glomeromycota; Glomeromycetes; Diversisporales; Gigasporaceae
Source: the annotation of a GenBank genome assembly
AUGUUCCCUAUUACCCUGGGAACUGAAACAUCUAAGUACCAGGAGGAAAGAAAAUCAACCGAGAGUCCAGAAGUAGUGGCGAGCGAACCUGGAGUAGCCAUCUGGUUAUUGAAAUCUCCAUAUCAGGGGAACCUUCCUCUUGAGGCUAAGUAUGGACCAAUGACCGAUAGAGCAGAGUACCGUGAGGGAAGGAUGAAAAAGCAGCCUGAAGUAGUGGCUCCAGAAGCAGCUGGUAUCUCCCCUGAGAUGGUUCAUGAAGUCGCAGAUGCUCGCGGACGACCAUCUGGUACUAGCAGCCUUGCUGCCAAGGCAACUGCGAGCGUCCGUCCAAAGGCAACACGAUACCCAGUCCAAUACUUUGCCUCACCGAUACCCUGUCCUAGUCCCCAUCCCCCUCUUCUAUUCUCUUAUUUACUAAGUGUAGGUUUUACUUCGCCUUAUACAAGGCGAUUAAUGGUCGCGGACGACCAUAAACUAUCUUACUUGCUGAAAAGUAACCAAGGAGCAGUUAGAAAGGCUCAUGUUUUUGUCUUGUUGCCUGGCACGAGCCUUGAGGCUCUUGCUGCUACUAGCAUGCCGCUGAGACGAUGGUCGCAUGGUAGCAAGGGGGACAACUCUGCCUUACGACUAGUUGGGUCUGUAAAAGGGGGAUCUGGUGUGAUACUAGGGGUAGCGGUACUCCCAGCAAAUGGAUUGAAGCUGGGUCAUCGACCCGGUGGACAUAGCCGGGGUGAGAAUGCUGACAUGAGUAGCACUCUUUCCGCUCUUCAAUUUUACCUGAGCUACAAACCCCGGGUUAUGGCACGACUUUUCCCUACUGCACGCCCUACAGUUGUCAGAGGUCAAACUCUUGGUUGCGGGUUGGUAGUUGGUAGUCGGCGUAGAGGAAAUCCUCUUGAAGGAACUCGGCAAUCUAACCCCGUAACUUAG